UUAGCUUGUAUCCAACAGAGCUUGGCACUUGAUUCCACCCACACACAGAGAGAGACUACAGCGAGGGUUCCACAACAAUUCUUCACGAGCCGAUGGGUAUCAUCGGCGUCCUCUGCACGGCCAUCCUGCUCCUCGCCGGCCUCGCGUGGUGUGGUGUGCUCGUCGCCACCGCCGGUGGGGUGGACGGCGUGUUCAACGUCGAGGACUACGGUGCUCUAGGCGACGGGACCACGGACGACACCAAGGCGUUCGUGGAUGCAUGGGCGGCGGCAUGCGACGCCACUGGCUCGUCGGCGACGCUGCUCGUUCCGGCGGCGAAGUCAUUCCUGGUCGGCCUCAUCAGGUUCAAUGGUCCAUGCGCCUCCACCAGAAUCACCGUCCAGGUCAUGGGCACGAUUACUGCGCCGCCGGCGAGCGCAUGGAGCGAGAAGAAGAACCAUUGGCUGAUGUUCUACCUGGUCGACGGGCUCACGGUUACCGGCAACAGCACCGGCUUGCUGGACGGCAGAGGCCAGACGUGGUGGGUCGAUAAAUGCAAAGCCGAUAAUGAUGAUUGUGUGGUUAAGGCACCGACGGCCUUGGUGGUCAUGAACUGCACCGACGUGGAGCUGAGCCAAUUCAGCAGCAAGGACAGCCCGCAGAUGCACAUCGGGCUCAGCAUUAGCGGCAAGGUCAACGUGACGCAGCUCACCAUCACCGCGCCGGAGGACAGCCCCAACACCGACGGCGUCCACGUCGACCGGAGCGAAGACGUCCACAUCACCGGUUCGACCAUCGGCACGGGCGACGACUGCAUCUCCAUCGGCCCCGGGAGCCGCUUCGUCACCGUCGACGGAAUCGUCUGCGGCCCCGGCCAUGGUGUAAGUGUGGGGAGCCUGGGCAGGGAGGGCGCAAACGUGACCGUGGAGUACAUCGACGUGAUAAACGUCCAGUUCAUCAACACGACGAACGGAGCAAGGAUCAAGACGUGGCAGGGCGGGGGAGGUUACGCCAAGUCCAUCUCGUUCACCAACAUAAACUUCACCAACGUGGACCAUCCGGUGAUCAUCGACCAGUUCUACGAAGAUCAGGGGCACGUCUCUCAUAAGGGGGCGGUGGCGCUGAGCAACAUAACGUACACGAACCUGAACGGGACUUCGACGGAGAAGACGGCAGUCGAUUUCUACUGCAGCCAGAGCGGCAGCUGCACCGAUAUCCAUGUCAACUCCGUGGCGAUCACGGCGGCGGACGGUGGACGUACCGUGGCCCGCUGCCAGAACGCGCAGGUGGACACCUCCGGGUACGUCUACCCCAAGAUCCCUUGCGGAGCUAACGCCCCGGCGCCCAGCCCAGACAAUGGAAAGUAGUAACUCUA
Messenger RNA from Hordeum vulgare subsp. vulgare (domesticated barley), 1354 nucleotides. RefSeq names its product polygalacturonase ADPG1-like. Gene Ontology annotation, molecular function: polygalacturonase activity. Gene Ontology annotation, biological process: carbohydrate metabolic process. The transcript has 8 exons. Lineage: Eukaryota; Viridiplantae; Streptophyta; Magnoliopsida; Poales; Poaceae. The record is from RefSeq and is a predicted model, not a curated record. The coding region runs from base 93 to 1346 and encodes 417 amino acids.